AGUGACAGUGGGGAAAGCUAGGCUUUCCUUCCAGAAACAAGGGAGAGAGCCGAGGGGACAGCUGUUGUGGAGGUUUCUAAGGAGACUCAGACUGGCUUCUUUCCCUGCUCCUGGGAGACGGCAGGAAACCUCAGAAGGGAGGUCCGCUGCUCCCUAGCCAGCAAGCAGCCCCCAACUUGGAUGGAAUGAAAGAUGCGGCCUGAUGACAUUAACCCGAGGACUGGGCUGGUGGUGGCCCUGGUCAGUGUCUUUCUGGUCUUUGGCUUCAUGUUCACCGUUUCUGGGAUGAAAGGAGAGACUCUGGGAAACAUACCCCUCCUGGCCAUCGGGCCAGCCAUCUGCCUGCCAGGCAUUGCGGCCAUUGCCCUGGCCAGGAAAACUGAGGGAUGCACUAAGUGGCCAGAAAAUGAGCUGCUGUGGGUCCGUAAGUUGCCCUGCUUCCGGAAGCCCAAGGACAAGGAGGUGGUGGAACUGCUGAGGACCCCUUCAGACCUGGAGUCAGGCAAGGGAAGCUCAGAUGAGCUGGCUAAGAAGGCAGGCUUCAGAGGGAAGCCUCCCCACCAGGGGCAGACAGAGGUGCCUGUGGUCGGUUCCAUCAGCACACCCACACCCACGGAAGAAGGAGAAUGCCAGAGCCUGGUCCAGAGUGGGCAUCAGGAGGAGACAUCCAGAUACCUGGACGGCUACUGUCCCUCAGGCAGUUCCUUAGCCUACAGUGCCUUGGAUGCCAAGUGCUCAGCCUGGGACAGAUCUGAGUGCCCUGAGCCUGAGGACAGCAUCUUCUUUGUGCCCCAGGACAGUAUCAUCGUUUGCUCCUACAAGCAGAACAGUCCCUAUGACAGAUACUGUUGUUACAUCAAUCAGAGUCAAGGCAGGUGGGACCAUGAGACAAUAGUCUAAGCUUUGCAUACAAGAGUCGCUGUGUUGAUAGAAAUGUGGCUACACUUAGCUUCCAGGGGAAGGAAACUGCCCUGUUCCAACAGCCUUCACACUGUUAGAAAUGGACUUGGUAUGUGAUGGAUGUGCAAACCUCGGGUGCCUGAGAGCCAUGUAAAUAGUCAUGUUGGGGACACAUUUCAGGGAAGGGUGAUGAGGGUUAAGGACGCUGGAAGAGGCAGUGGGUAGGAGAGGAAGCAAUUCCAAUUGCUUUUUAACAAUUAAACCAUGUUGGAUGUUUUGUAAAAUAACCCAGAAAGGGCUACCCAGCACCUGCUAAAAGCAAGAAAAAUCUAGAGUGGGCUGCAGAUAUCAGCCAUGAAAUGAUACAUGGGCUUGCCAUGGGGAAACUGAGCUGCUUUCUGUCUGAAUAAAUUGAAAGACAAAACAA
This is a messenger RNA of Hyaena hyaena (striped hyena), 1327 nucleotides long. It is a transcript of the gene TMEM215, whose product is annotated as transmembrane protein 215. The record is from RefSeq and is a predicted model, not a curated record. The coding region runs from base 193 to 900 and encodes 235 amino acids. NCBI's taxonomy places the organism in Eukaryota, Metazoa, Chordata, Mammalia, Carnivora, Hyaenidae. The transcript is spliced from 2 exons.